This is a messenger RNA of Octopus sinensis (East Asian common octopus), 1690 nucleotides long. Its product is annotated as CDP-diacylglycerol--inositol 3-phosphatidyltransferase. The record is from RefSeq and is a predicted model, not a curated record. Lineage: Eukaryota; Metazoa; Mollusca; Cephalopoda; Octopoda; Octopodidae. Gene Ontology annotation, cellular component: membrane. Bases 241 to 855 code for a protein of 204 amino acids. Gene Ontology annotation, biological process: phospholipid biosynthetic process. Gene Ontology annotation, molecular function: phosphotransferase activity, for other substituted phosphate groups. The transcript is spliced from 7 exons.
AGCGCGGAUGCGCAAGUGCGCGCACCGAGACCACUGUUCGCUAAUAGUACCCUGCAGUGAAGUAUCAAACUUGGGACAGUGAAAUAGAUGUGGUUGAAUAUUAUAGCACUCCAAUAUCAAAGGAUAAGCCAUAUUGUUUUAUAAUUGCUGGGAAUGCCUCUCACGCACGCAUUUUAAGAAUGGCCUCUUCUUAUUUCAACAGUUACGUUUCUUUGAGAACUCUUUAGCAAACCACAGACAAUGGCCGCCGUCAUAUUUUAUGUACCAAACAUAAUCGGUUAUGUUCGAUUGUUGUUGCUGUUUGUAGCAUUCCUUUGGUAUCAAAAUCCCUUCUGGUUCCUGCUUGUCUACAGUUUCUCAGCUAUACUGGAUGGUAUUGAUGGUUACAUGGCUCGCAAACUUAACCAAGUAUCAGAAUUCGGGAGUUUAUUGGAUGUUGUUGUGGACAAUAUUGGUCGAGGGAUGCUCUGGUGCCAUCUGCAUAAAUAUCUUUACUUGAUAUCAGUUGUGGAAUGGUUAACAUUAGUGUGUACCCACUGUAGAGGACCAAACUGGAAGGCUCUCAAGAAAAAACAUCCUUGGAUUAUAGAAAGAGUUAUGGACAAAGGGUUCAAAACUCCAGCAGGAGUAUUUACCAUAGCAGGUCUGCAUGUUUUUCCCAUUCUACUGUAUGCCCAAAAACAAAAGUUACUCAGGACAAUAUUAGGCAUGUCUCUUUCUCAGGAAAUGGUUCUUAUCAUGUUCUUUAUGUCUGGCCGUCUUCUCUGUCUCAUAGUUGAGUUCUAUUUCAUCUACCAGCAUGUAGAGCAGCUUUGCAGAGGCAAACCAUACACUGGAUCUAAACAAACUCACUGAUAAUGAGUUGUGGCGGCAACAGCAUAUUUCCUAUCAAGUUAUUUACAGGCUUUCCUAUAUGCUGAGAUGGAAUAAAGAGAAUUAUGGACAUUAUCAACAACAGCGUACAAGAGGGAUGGUAUAGACAUGAAGAAUGAUAGUUGGGUGAAAAUGCCAAACAUUGCAACUAUAAAAGAGCACUAAAGAUGGGAGAAAUCUCAAAGCAACUGAGCCUACUAAUAGACCAACAAAAUAGAGAAGCUGUGUUAAAAAAUUACCUGUCCAAUUCAUAGCAGCAUGUAAAAAAGCUAAAAGUAUAUAUGUGAGUCAGUAAUGUCCCACAUUUCUUUAAACACAUUAUUUCCUCUACCUUUGUCAUAUUUUCAUCGUCAAAUAUUUAGAAAGGAUUGAAUCACAUGGACCUUUGCUUCUCUUUCACAAUCAAAGAAAAAUAAUUUUGAUAUUGUAAUUCUUUUCCUUUCUACAAAGGAAAUAGAAACUCCAUAUAAAACAGAGAAUCUGUUGGAUUCCAAACAAAACUAUAAUAAAAGGUGUAUAGAGCUACUAAAGAACUCAAGUUCUCAUAUCAUGUACAGAAUACAGUUGCACAUUUCACCUACCAAGCAUUUUGCUACUCGUACCAGAGGAAUUAAUCAAUUUUACUAAAAUGUCUGAAAAUGGAUUGUAAAUAUUGGAUAUCUUAAAACUGAAUUCCUACAAGCACUAAGAGCCUCUCUGUUCUAAUAUUGACUUUGUCAUGCUUGCACAGGUCACCCGUUUCCAUGCAAGAAAAUAUUUCAUUAAGGUCAGGUAUUUUAAGAAAGUAAAGUACACUAUUUGUGGGAAAUGAUAAUGU